Messenger RNA from Eutrema salsugineum, 1597 nucleotides. RefSeq names its product UDP-rhamnose/UDP-galactose transporter 2. Lineage: Eukaryota; Viridiplantae; Streptophyta; Magnoliopsida; Brassicales; Brassicaceae. The transcript is spliced from 5 exons. The record is from RefSeq and is a predicted model, not a curated record. Gene Ontology annotation, cellular component: Golgi apparatus. Gene Ontology annotation, molecular function: UDP-galactose transmembrane transporter activity; antiporter activity. Bases 355 to 1401 code for a protein of 348 amino acids.
GUCAAGGAAAGCAUCAAUGGCGGAUGCUUACUUGUUAUAGCCAGACAUCACCACGAGUGAAGCCACUGGACGAAGAAGAUUAUAGAGAAACGUGUUCGUGUGUGUUUUUGCGCUUUCUGGCUUUUCUUCGGGGAAGAAGCCGAACGGCGUGAAUCGAGUUUCCUCCAGAUCUCAUCAUCUUCCUCCGAUUUUGGAUUACACCAUUUUCAGAUAUAUCGAGAUACAGAUCUCCGAUCGUGGUUAGAUAACAAAACUCUCGUCCGUGGCGGGUCCAGGAUCUGAUAGUGGUGGAACCAUUUUGCUCUGAUCUCGAAUUUUCAGUUUUCGUAAGAUUUAAAUCCAAAUUAGUCGGAGAUGGAGAAGGCAGAUAGCGAGAAGAAGGCAUCGGCCGUAUCUGACGUCGGUGCAUGGGCAAUGAAUGUUACGAGCUCCGUCGGGAUCAUCAUGGCCAAUAAACAGCUCAUGUCAUCGUCUGGUUUCGGCUUCAGCUUCGCGACAACUCUGACGGGAUUCCACUUCGCUUUCACUGCUCUCGUUGGUCUGGUAUCGAACGCGACUGGUUUAUCGGCUUCCAAGCAUGUUCCUCUCUGGGAGCUUCUUUGGUUCUCAAUCGUCGCUAACAUCUCAAUCGCAGCUAUGAAUUUCAGCCUCAUGUUGAACUCUGUUGGCUUCUACCAGAUUUCGAAAUUGAGCAUGAUUCCUGUUGUGUGCGUGAUGGAAUGGGUUCUCCAUAGCAAACAUUACUCGAGAGAAGUGAAAGCAUCUGUCAUGGUUGUGGUUGUAGGAGUUGGGAUUUGUACUGUGACUGAUGUCAAGGUUAAUGCCAAAGGUUUCGUUUGUGCUUGCACUGCCGUUUUCUCUACAUCUCUGCAGCAGAUCUCAAUAGGUUCACUGCAGAAGAAAUACUCAGUCGGAUCUUUUGAGUUGCUGAGCAAGACAGCUCCAAUCCAAGCCAUUUCACUCCUCAUCUUUGGUCCAUUUGUUGAUUAUUUCUUGAGCGGCAAAUUCAUUUCUACUUACAAAAUGUCUUAUGGUGCCAUUUUAUGCAUUCUUCUCUCCUGCGCAUUGGCGGUUUUCUGUAACAUAAGCCAAUAUCUCUGCAUUGGAAGAUUCUCUGCUACCUCAUUCCAAGUUCUUGGUCACAUGAAGACAGUGUGUGUCUUAACAUUAGGAUGGCUUCUCUUUGACUCCGAGAUGACGUUCAAGAACGUAGCAGGGAUGAUCUUAGCCGUGGUGGGAAUGGUGAUUUACAGCUGGGCGGUCGAGUUGGAGAAACAGAGAAAGUCGAAAGUGACACCGCACGGUAAGAACAGUAUGACAGAAGAUGAGAUUAGACUUCUCAAAGAAGGAAUAGAACAUAUGAAUUUGAAAGACAUGGAGCUUGGAGAUAAUAAAGCAUAAAUAAAUCUCUUGAAGACGAAGGGUUUUUUUUUUUUUUUUUAAUUACUCAUUUUCUCAUCAUGUACCCUUGUUCUUUUCUUCUUUUCUUUUGCCUUUUUAUAUUCUUUGUCUCAAAGAACCUUUUUAGCCUCUGUUUGAUGAGCUCUCCUCCUCUGCAGAGCACAUUCAUUUUUUCUAUAGAAAUAUGAUUCUUCUG